GACAGAUUUGUGGAUUGAAGCUAAAUAAUCAAAGACAAAUACCAAACACAUCAACAAAUUUUCCAGAAGAUUUGAAUUUGAUCAUCUCUAAGAAACUUCAUCUCAGAGAAUAUGGACAAAUUGAAGAUAGCGGAAUUUGGAGAGAAGCUGAAGACUGGUGGAGCUCAGAUGAGUAGAAUGGUGAGUGAGAAAGUGAAAGAUAUGCUUCAAGCUCCGACCUUGGAAUCGAAAAUGGUGGAUGAAGCUACUUUAAAGACGUUAGAGGAGCCUAAUUGGGGAAUGAACAUGAGGAUAUGUGCUCAGAUUAACAACGAUGAGUUUAACGGCACUGAGAUUGUUAGAGCCAUUAAGAGGAAGAUCUCAGGUAAGAGCCCUGUGAGCCAAAGGCUGAGCCUUGAGCUUUUGGAGGCUUGUGCUAUGAACUGCGAGAAGGUUUUCUCUGAAGUUGCUUCUGAGAAAGUUCUUGAUGAGAUGGUUUGGUUGAUCAAGAAUGGAGAAGCUGAUUCCGAGAACAGAAAGCGAGCUUUUCAGCUUAUUAGAGCUUGGGGACAAUCCCAAGAACUUACUUAUCUUCCUGUUUUCCACCAGACUUAUAUGGGCUUGGAAGGCAAAAACGGAUUACAUGCUCGAGGUGAAGAGAAUUCAAUGCCGGGACAAAGUUCUCUGGAGUCUCUUAUGCAACGGCCUGUUCCAGUGCCUCCACCUGGUAGCUAUCCGGUUCCUAAUCAAGAACAGGCUCGUGGGGACGAUGAUGGUCUUGACUAUAACUUUGGAAACUUAUCGAUAAAGGAUAAGAAAGAACAGAUUGAGAUUACCCGGAACAGCCUCGAAUUGCUCGCUAGCAUGUUGAACACUGAAGGGAAGCCGAAUCACACAGAGGACGAUCUAACGGUAAGCCUGAUGGAGAAAUGCAAGCAAUCGCAGCCGUUGAUUCAAAUGAUUAUAGAGAGCACAACAGACGACGAGGGAGUCCUGUUUGAGGCUCUGCAUCUGAAUGAUGAGCUCCAACGCGUUCUAUCUAGUUACAAGAAGCCUGAUGAAACCGAGAAGAAAGCCUCCAUUGUGGAACAAGAAUCAUCAGGAAGCAAAGAGGCUGGUCCGAAACCAACAGAAGAAGAAGAAGAACAACCUGUAAAGAAAACGGGUGAUGAUGAUGACACAAAACAUUCAGAAGCAUCAGGAUCCUCCAACAAAACCGUCAAAGAAGAUAAGCAGGCCGUGAAAAUAGAACUCGGGCUUUCGAGUGAUGAAGAUGAAAAAUAAGCAGUCUGUGUUUGUCUUCUUCCGACAUGGAUAUCAGAAUGUUGGGAAGAUUUGUUCUUGAUGGUUUACUUUUAGAUAAUAACAAUGUACUUUCACU
This is a messenger RNA of Arabidopsis arenosa, 1360 nucleotides long. NCBI's taxonomy places the organism in Eukaryota, Viridiplantae, Streptophyta, Magnoliopsida, Brassicales, Brassicaceae. The record is from the annotation of a GenBank genome assembly.